This is a messenger RNA of Scedosporium apiospermum, 753 nucleotides long. RefSeq lists its product as uncharacterized. Gene Ontology annotation, cellular component: nucleus; cytoplasm. The record is from RefSeq and is a predicted model, not a curated record. Lineage: Eukaryota; Fungi; Ascomycota; Sordariomycetes; Microascales; Microascaceae. The coding region runs from base 1 to 753 and encodes 250 amino acids. The transcript has 4 exons.
AUGAGGUUCUUGUGUCUUCCCGGUUCUUACGGGAGCUCGGAUAAAUUCCAGGUUCAACUCGCCCCCAUCGUAACAGAGCUCACCUCCGAUGAAUCCGCAACAUUCCACUUCAUCAACGGCAACUGCGAAGCCAUGCCACCAGAAGGCUUCGAAGAAUUCUUCGGCCAGCCGCCCUACCACCGCUUCAUCGAGCCCGAUGACCCAGACAUCGUCGAAGGCGCCGACGUUCUCUCCCGCAUCCGCGACUUCCCCGAAUGUGAAACCCCCGAGGACACUAUGCGCGAGCUCAUGCGCGAGGGCGUCGCCGACUGCCGGCGCAGCACCGUGAGAGCCAUCCAGUACCUUUACGAGAUCAUGGAAAAGAGCGGGCCCUUUGACGGCGUGAUCGGAUACUCCGAGGGUGCCAUGUUGGCGGCGACUUUGUUGCUGUUCGAGCAAGUACGGAAGAAGGAGUUUGGUAUUGAGCCGAUGCUGAAGUGUGGCGUUUUCUUUAUGGGUUGGCCGCCAUUGCAUCCUAAGACUUUGACCUUGGUGCUUGCUGAUGAGGCGGAUUUGAUGAUUGAGGUUCCGACGACGCACAUCAUCGGUUCGCUCGAUCCCUAUCUCGAUGGAUCUAUGGCGCUUUACAACGUUUGCGACGCGGACACGGCUUACAUCUUUGACACGGCAAAAGGACAUACUCUCCCAAGAGAGAAGACGUUGGUAAAGGAGUUGGGCGAUACACUCAGGAACAUGAUGGCUCAGGUUCAGUAG